ACGGAGUACAUUUUCUCUCAGCAAGGCGGUAUUAAUUACCCGCCUUAAUGACUUUAUUUCUAUGGUUGCGUGUAUUUGCCAGGCUUUACACUGUAAACUGCCAGACUUAAAAUAACAAUGACAUGGGACUUCUCUGAGGGCAACUUAUAGGAUACCUGUGCGUAACGCGAACUUUCAGAUGUGCUGAACCAAGAACCUUUACAAGAACUGCUCAGGGCAGGUAAGAGCCACGGCAGCUGUCGGCGAGUAACGGUUUCUGUCAAAAACUCCAGGGACCUGCUGGCUGGGAGACAUGGGAGACAUUCAGAAGAAAUCAGACAGCGACAAUUCUGGUCAAGUCGAUGAGGAGGUAGCUCUACCGUCCACAUCAGCUGGUCAAAGGAAAUGUGCGUCGGUGGAAAACUGUUGUGUCUGUGAUGCCCCACUGCACCCUAGUCAGUCGCCACAGCUCUUCCCAUGUUUACACUCUGCUUGCAACACAUGCCUGUCAAAGCUGCACGUGGAGGAGAGCAACACCAAAUCCAUCGAAUGUCCCUUCUGCAAGAAAUCAUUCAGCAUCACAGAAAUCACAAAAAAUGGGAUCUAUAAUGACCAGAGGCUUCAUGCUCCUGAGAAGGGUGAUGUAUUUAAGUGUGGUGGAUGUGAGGAGCUUGCGAUCAAUGGCUGGUGCAAGGACUGUGGGGAGUUUCUGUGCUCCGAUUGCGUGUCUGCUCAUAACCGGGUCAAACUAACACGGAGUCACACCAUUGUACCACAGGAGCUGUCCUCGGGUUCCCAGCGAACUCUCUACUGUUUCAGCCAUAAGGGAGAACCAAUCAAGUUCUUCUGCACAACCUGCAACCAGCUCACCUGUCGCAACUGUCAGUUGGUGGAUCACAGAAAUCACAAUUACCAGAUGUUGUCGGAGAUGAUAUCAGCCGUAAAGGAGAGGCUCCAGACUCUACGGGAUCAGGUGAUCAAGCAGAAGAGGAAAGUCAGCCAGAGUGUUCAGGAGCUGGAGCAGAGGCUACAGAACGUCACUCAGCAGAAGAAGUCGUUAAAGAAGAAGCUCUCCCUGGUGGUGUUGAAGAUGUAUCGAGCCAUGCUGUUGAAGGCUGCACAACUCUUCCAGUCAAUCACGGUUGUGUAUGAGAGAGAAGAAGCGCAGCUGUCCCAUCGGAAAGCCACUCUAAUGACGAUGGAGGAAAGACAGGACUACAUCGCCUCCUUCAUUGAAAAAACCCUUAGCGCUGAAGGCACUGCUGGAGUCCUUCUCAAAAACAAUAUUGAAAGCCAGGUUAAAGAUCUCCUUUUCCUGAGUACUUUUCCGGCGUGCUCCAUGGUUGAGAUAAAGGUCCAGAUUAAUCGGGGCAUCAUGGCAUCAGUGCAGAACUUUGGGGGCAUCUCAAUCAAAAUGGUGCCCUUCUCACCGGACCAGAGUGACCCUGUGAUUGAGGCUGAUGUGUCUGUCACAGACUGCGGUGCCACUGACUCCAGUAGCCUACAGACCUCUUCCCCGGACUCCUCCACCCCCCACGCAGCGUUACUCUCCGACUUGCCCCUGGCAUCGGCGUCAGCGUCAGUGUCAGUGUCAGCAUCUCAUCUGGGACAGUCUCACCCUGGCCUGACUGAUCUGCUCCGUGCUGUUGCACCUUCCACAUCCACCGCUGCUCCUCCUCACCUUACUCCUCCUCCACCUCACGUUCUUUCUCACCCUCCUCCUCCACCUCCUCCUCCUGCUGGUCCUCCACCUCCUUAUCCUCACCCUCCUCCUGCUGCACCUCCGUCAUCCUCUGCCAUUCAGCCCCCUUGCGUUUCCUUGUCCAACCAGCCACAGCAUGCUAACCUGCUCAAUGCUGUUACGCCUUUCACAUCCACUGCUCCUCCUCCUCACCUUACUCCUCCUCCUCCACCUCUUCCCCACCCUCCUCCUCCUGCAUCCUCCACUGUCUCUCAGCUCUCUUGCGUUUCCUUGUCCAACCCGGCGCAGCACGGGGGGCACAGUGUUGUUUCACCGCUGGCGUGCGCAGCAUCAGCCGUCGCGUGUCUCCAACGGCCGCCUCAGCCGGACACGAUCGCCCUUCGGCGUCCUCCUCUUCCUCCUCUUCCUCCUCCGACGCCGGCGGUAAGGGCAGCGUCUGCACCACAAGCACAGGACCGCCUGCAGCCGGCACCGUCAGCAGACCAAACCAGGGGUCAGACGCCAUCCCUGUGUCGUCCUGCGUCUGCACCGCAAGCACUGGACCGGCUGCGUCUGGCAUCAUCAGACCAGACGAGCUCCUCUCUCUCUCGGGAGCCAUCCAUGUGCCGCUCUGCGUCUGCACCGCAAGCACUGGACCACCUGCGGCUGCCAUCGUCGGACCAAUCCAGCCCUUCUAUCGCUCUUGUAAAAGAGGAGCUUGACACGAACAGCCCUACGUCAUCAGUAGAAGCCGCGUCUGCACCGCAAGCACAAGACUGCCCGCUGCUUGCACCACCGGACCAAACUAGCCUUUCUCCUUGUAAUGUGAAACAGGAGCCUGACGUGUACAGUAUUCAACAAAGCACUCCUGCUUCUGCAGACUCUGAGAAAGCGUACCAGGCCGCCGUACCGGAUCGGGCUCGUUCCAAUGCAUCGGACCGCCGCCUCUUGGAGAUCGUGCAGCAGAUACAGGUGGAUGCGGAGGGUGUUGCUGCAGCGCACGCCAGGACAAAUCCAAAACCGGGUCCCGGCACGUCCAGAAGCCUCGGUGUUCUGGAGUCGGUCUCGCAACCAGCAACUCUGUCGUCGUCGUUAGUCACACCGCUUGGUGCGCAGUGUGUAUCGUCGGACUUGAGAACAACGCAGCCGAUAAUACCAGGCAAAGCUCAGUCUCAUUCAGCUAGUGCAUGGUUGAUGGCUCAUCAGGAGCAAGUUGACGCUGAAAGACUGGCUCAGCUGGCGGCAAAACCAGGCCACGACCAGCCUCCAUAUCCUCACACCUCCAGUGUGGCAGGAAAAUACGAUCUGGUGUCGCUCCUUAAGCGGCCCCCCCUGCAACAAGCUCAGGGUGGUUCCACCACAGACUCCAAAGGGACACCUCCAGUAGGCCUACCAUGCCAGACUGCAGCUCAGCCCCCAGUACCACAACAACACACUGCAGCUCAGGUCUUGGGAACAAAUCAGACUGCACCUCAGCUGUCAGUUCCACACCACCAGAGUGUGCCUCAGCUCUUAGUGCUAAACCACUCUGUGCCUCAGCUCACAGUACAAAACCAAACUGCACUUCAGCCGUCAGUACCACACCUGACUGCAUCUCAGUCUUCAGUACCACACCAGAUUGUGCCUCAGCUCUCAGUGUUGAACCAAAUUGCACUUCAGCUGUCAGUACCACACCAGAGUGUGCCUCAGCUGUCAGUAACAAACAAGACUGUGCCUCAGCCCUCAGUACAAAACCAAAUUGCACUUCAGCCGUCAGUACCAAACCUGACUGCAGCUCAGCCGUCAGUACCACACCAAAGUGCCCCUCUGCCUUCAGUACCACACCAGACUGCGCGUCAGCUCUUAGUGCCAAACCAGACAGCAGCUAGGCCCUCAGUACAAAGCCAGAAUGUGGCUCAGCUUUCAGCACAAAACCAGAAUGUGCCUCUGCUCUUGGGAACUAACCAAACUGCACUUCAGCCGUCAGUACCACAGCAGAGUGCAUCGAAGCAUUCUGUACCAAACCUGACUUUGCCUCAACCCUCAAUACCACACCAGAGUGCAGCCAGGCCCUCAGUACCGCACCAGACUGUGGCUCUGCCUUCAGUACCACACCAGAAUGUGGCUCUGCCUUCAGUAGCGCACCAGAAUGUGGCUCAGCUGUCAGUACCGCACCAGAAUGUGCCUCAGUUCUCAGUACCGCACCAGAAUGUGGCUCAGCUGUCAGGAACAAGCCAGAGUGCAGCUAGGCUCUCAGUACAGAACCAGAAUGUGGCUCACCUCUCGAGACCACACCAGAGUGCCACUCGUCUGUCAGUACCACAGCAGAGCUCAGCUAACCAUUCUGUACCAAACCUGACUUUGCCUCAACCCUCAUCACUAAACCUGACUUUGCCUCAGCCCUCUUUACUACGUCUGACUGUGCCUCAGCUCUUAGUACCAAAGCAGACUGCAGCUCAUCCUUUAGUACCACAGAAGAGUGCAGCUAAGCAUCCUGUACAAAACCAGACUGCCCCCCAGCCGUCAGUAGCGCACCAAACUGUGCCUAAGCCGUUAGUACCAAAUCAGACUGCCGCUCAGCCUCACUCUUCAACCUCUCAACAGCUUCAGCACCCCUCUGGUAAAUCCUUGGCUCCUCAGAAUGUAACCACCACCAACAGCAAAGCUCUGUCACAGUCGACAACAAAACCCUCUUUCACCAAACCCCUUCAAAUUCAAAGCCAGCCUGUUUCUGCAGACCUCGGAAAAAGUUCGUCUCAGUCUAGUGUGCCCAAGCCUUCAUCUUCUCCCUCAAAAUUGGACCAGCUGGUGAAAAUGAAGUGGGCUCAGCACCGGCUCCAGAACCCCAGUAGGCCCGGAGAUGUUCGUCACGUGAGCUCCGCUCCAAUGCCACCGCAGACAGCAGCGCGACGCGUCUUCCCCAAAAAACCCUCUUGGGCUCAAUCUGCCUCCAAGGACAGAGGAAAGACUCAUUCUGCACCAAGCCAACGUCCACAGGUGUCCUCUCCAGCUGUCUCCGUGGCGCCUCAAGCAUCUACCGGUCCUUCUGCUAAGUCUCCGUCUAAGUUCCAGCGGAGGUCGUCAACGUCUGGCAACAUAAAGUGGAAAUUUCACGAUUAUGAGCCUCCCGCUGGACGUGAUGGUGAACGUCCGGGGAGAGCAGAGAAAAGGAAGCCUCCACAAGAGGGCGCUGCCCAGCAGCAGUUGACCACCGAGGCCAUAGAAUUACACCGCUCUUGGCUGUGUGGACUUCCCAGCAGUUUUCAGGCUGUUUUGGCGGUUUCUUCGGUCGGAAAUCCGGAGCAGGCUUCUCCACUAAAGGAGAAUGGAAAUACCAAAACCUCAUCAAAAGUGCCAGAAUCACCCUCAGCUGUUGUGCCAGGUACUGCCAGGAAAAAUGGUGACACACCCCCUUUGGCCCUCCAGACAUCUACCGAUCAGAAAAAGGACGAAAAGCAGACAGCUGAGGAGCAAGGGGAGAAGGCCAAACCACAGGCACGCACAGACGCCGAUCCACAGACACCCACAGGCGCCGAGGAAGAGACUAUUGCAGAGGCUGAACGACAGACACGCACAGGCGCAGAGAAAGACAGUAUUACAGACGCCGAGCCACAGACCGCCACAGACACCAAGCACCAAACACCCACAAAGGCCCAGAAGGAAGAUGCUGAUCUACAGACAGACGGUGAGGACCAGGAGGAGGAUGCUAAUCUACAUAUAGAUACAGAGGUUGAAGAGGAGGAGGAAGAAAAGGUGCCCACAGAGGCUGAGGAGGAAGAGGAGGAGGAAGAACCACAGACGCCUUCAGAGGACCAGGAGGAAGAUGCCGAACCACUGACACCCACAGUGGCUGAGGAGGAGGAGGAAGAGGAGGAAGAGGAACUAGAUAUAGACGUAGGGGAAGACCCUGAACCACAGACACCUACAGCAGCUCAAGAGGAGGAGGAAGAACAACAGACAGACACAGAGGACCAGGAGGAAGAGGAGGAGGAGCUGGAGGAGGAAGUACAUAUAGACAUAGAGGCUGAGGAGGAAGAGGAGGAGGAACCAGGGACACCCACAGAUCACGAGGAGGAGGAGGAACCAGGGACACCCACAGAUCACCAGGAGGAAGAGGAGGAGGAGGAACCAGGGACACCCACAGAUCACCAGGAGGAAGAGGAGGAGGAGGAACCAAGGACACCCACAGAUCACCAGGACGAAGAACAGACACCCACAAAGUCUGAGGAGGAGGAGAGGGAGGAAGAACGCAACUGGCUCAGUGUCAUUCCAAGCAGCAUACGUGUCCUCAUGGAUCUUCCUCCGGUUAAGAAGGCGAAGGAUUCUCACAAGAGGAACCGCGUGAAGAGAACAGUCCGUAAAGCAGCACAUGCUAGUGACGUGUCCUCAGUGACCUCCUCCGAUCAACAGGCCAGUGACACUGCCUCAGUGACCUCUGUCGAGUCCGGAAACACAGUGGACACUGCACGUAGCGCACUUUUGAAAAAGAUGAAGAGGUGUGAAGUUGGCUUGGUUCGACUCAGCAUAAAGCGCCCCCCUCCUGGAGAACCUCUCCCCCGGUUUAGAGUUCACACAGACGGCUCCCUGGACGAGAUCCCUCCCCACCACCGCUCUAAGAAGGAGCGGUCCUCAGCUGAUUGGGAGAGUGCAGCGUCCCCCGUGUCUCUCGAUAGCACUGAUGAUGAUGACGAUGAUGACGACGGGGGAUACACCUGCGACGUGUGCCACGUGGGCGGUGGCACCCUGAUCUGCAAGACGUGUGGCCGCUGCCUCCACGAACGCUGCCACGUCCCGCCAAUCAUGGUGGAGAACAUCUCCAGCAGGUGGCUAUGCUCGCUGUGUCAGGACCUGAGUGACUCCACUGACCCCUACAGGAGAGACAGGCACUGGAAGCCACUCCUGAGCCCCAUAGACCAGCGGAGAUGUGAGCACCUGCUGUUUGGCCUCAUGUGUAAGAACAGCAGCCUCCUUUUCCAGUUCAGUCCGGAUUCUGCGUCGUCGAUCAGCUUCGGCCUCAUCCACGGCCGUCUGUUAAGGAAGCGUUCUCCUCCGUACCGCACCCCCUCUGAGCUGGUAUCAGACGUCUGGGUGAUGCUAGACUCCCUUCUCUCCAAAUCUGAGGAUCCUUCAGGAGUGGUGGCGAUGCGGCGGUCCUUUGAGAAGAGGCUCAACAAGGUGUUUGGGGAAACACUGCACCCGUCUCUUCUGACGCCACCCAAUCAGAGCAGAGAAGGGGGGCGGGACAAAAGACAAAGGGACGAGGACGAGGACGAGGACAAGGACUCAGAAGAUGACUGCACGGAGCCCAUCAUCAAAAAAGCUCGCCGGGACUGGACUAGACCAAGAUGAGGGGUUGCUUCUAAACAGGGAAACUGACAGGUGGGGGGGAUGUCGUGCCGAAAAGCGAGUCCCUGCCAGAACACGAAUGCCCUCAUUGAAACCAAUGGAAACCAAUGACCAAUUUUUCAGAUAUUUUUUUACCCAUUUUUGCUGACAAAUCCGACACAAUUUAAGAUGGAAAGCCUAUCAAUAAAGCAUCUACAUUCAUUCUGGAAGUAUUACAAAGAGCUGGUUACAAUUUCAGUAUUAAUUCCAUAAAAUAAUUGAAGUAUUGUCAUAACAAAUGUUACGGUUUCAUUGAAAUAGCUCAUAUUAAGUGGAGGACGAGUAAUGUUUCAUAAGCAUAUGUUUAGUUCAUAAAUUGUGUAAUUAAUUAUGCAAAAAUUAGUAUAAUUUUCUCUCAAAAAAUGUCAUUGGUUUCAAUGAAGUCACUCGUGUUCUGGCAGGGACUCGGUUUCGGCACGACAGGGACAAGGGAGUCGGUUGUCCCGGGCCCAGGGACGGGACUAAACCAAAGGAGCCUACACUAAGAAGCUGAUUUAGGGGUAAACCAGGUUAAGUUAAGAGGUAAAUCAUCUAAUAAAAGAGCCUUGAGUCAUCAUUUUAGAAAAAAGAAGACUCCAGGCUCUUCUAUUAGAUGAUUCUUUACUUAACCUGGUUUACUCCUGAACCAGCUUCUUAGUACAGGCCUGAGGGGUUGCCUCUAAAAAUAUAUUUUGUUUACACAGACUGACAAACAAUUGUCACAAGUUUGUGGCUAAUGCUGUUGCCACAGUUCGGGACUAUAUGUGCCUUAAAAACAGUGUUGGGUUGCACCUGGCUGCAACGUGAAAUUCUGUGAAUUGCAUUCCAUUCUAUGCCAGUUGUUGAUUGUUUUUUUAUUAUUAUUAUUAUUAUUUGAAAAGAAAAUGUGCCAUUUGUGCCUUUUAUAGUUUUCAUGUCUGUCAUGUGCACAUGUUUAACUUUAAACUGAAAGGGAUGCUACUGGACAUGCACUAUAUAUAAUAUCUGCCCUUUCACUGGUUCCAAAGAUACUGUGUUCGUUCGCUAGGCAACCGCUCCAGCCCUUUCAAUGCAAGCUACAGCUACCUACUAUGGGAAUCUGUUGAUUUCUUGACAAUUUUACUGGGUGAUCUCUGGCAGAUCAUGUAUACAUACUGUUAAUAAUAAAAAAUAAAUGUGAAGAUGGGAAA
Engraulis encrasicolus (European anchovy) is the source of this 8172-nucleotide messenger RNA. It is a transcript of the gene trim33l, whose product is annotated as tripartite motif containing 33, like. Lineage: Eukaryota; Metazoa; Chordata; Actinopteri; Clupeiformes; Engraulidae. Gene Ontology annotation, biological process: protein monoubiquitination. Bases 293 to 6988 code for a protein of 2231 amino acids. The transcript is spliced from 18 exons. The record is from RefSeq and is a predicted model, not a curated record. Gene Ontology annotation, molecular function: ubiquitin protein ligase activity; zinc ion binding.